Neocloeon triangulifer is the source of this 2081-nucleotide messenger RNA. RefSeq lists its product as uncharacterized. Gene Ontology annotation, biological process: regulation of sodium ion transport. NCBI's taxonomy places the organism in Eukaryota, Metazoa, Arthropoda, Insecta, Ephemeroptera, Baetidae. The record is from RefSeq and is a predicted model, not a curated record. Gene Ontology annotation, molecular function: sodium channel regulator activity. The transcript is spliced from 4 exons. Bases 112 to 1551 code for a protein of 479 amino acids.
GGUCAGAACUUGGAGGCCGAAGAGCGUGUGCAACCAGGUUACCGAGCCGUCCAUCAUCCCGACCAGACUGUGACUCGGCUGCAAACCAGAACAUGAACUAAAAGACCUGCCAUGGGGAAGAAAGUACCAGUUGAGGAUCUUGUGAUCCCGCCGCAGGACACGCGCAUCUGCGGCACCAUCUGCAUCUGCCAAAUGACGGCGGUGCUGAGCAGCGUGGCCCUCGUCUACCUGACGGUGGCCGUCUACAUGCCCUCCUACCGAGCAUUCAAGUCUGGCAUCAGCGACACGCCUGUCAUGUGCACCACCACCCGAUCGCAGCAGCAGGAAAUGUGCUCGUGGGGCACGUGCGGCGAGUGGUGCCUGAGCAAGAGUUCCGGCGCCUGCACGCAGGUCCACGUCAACCUGAGGCGCAACGGCUCCGACCUCGUCUUCUACAACUGCAGCAACGCGGCCAACAAAACUUGCUACGGCAUAGACCAGGAGAACGCCAAGAAGAGCAGGUGCAUCGCGGACGACUGCAAGAACCUGACCGGCACCUUCAACUGCACCAUGGGCACGUGCAUCAACAUCACAGACGCCUUCGAGUGCGUUUUCGCCGAAACCGAGACGCCGCUCAAAUGCUCCGGCCGCAGGGGCAAGAUUACGUGCAUUGAGAUGGACGGACUGCACGACUGCAACAGGGGCACCUGCGGCAAAAUCAAAACGCCCUACAACUGCGACAGGCGCUGCGUCGAUAUUCCCACCAGGAACAAAAACACCAUCUUGCUAUCAGGGGACAAGGUUUACCUCUCUCAGUGCCUGAAAGCGGUGGCCAUAGAGGACGAGGGCGAGGAAGAGAUAUACUCGUGGGAAAAAGAUGACGGCGGUGAGGACUCGUACGUGCUGAUGGCCUCCUGUUACACCAUCGCCAACACGACCAGGGGCAUCGAGGCCGGCGACUGCAUCAACGGCAGUCUGGUGCCGAAAAGCGUCAUGACCGACCUGACCAACUUCACGUACCUCUUGGGUCUGAGCGCUCAGGGCGCCGUUGAGAAGGCCCUGGACCCAACGGGACGCGUGGCCCCAAUUGAGACGGACCUGAUCAUCGCCAACGAGAGCCGCCUGAUGAUCAACCAGGAGGGCUGCGUCAACUCGCUGCAGGACGAGUGCGCCACCUUCCUCAGGGACUUCGGCAAGGACGGCACCGACCACAACGCCAGGGCCCGCUUCCCCUGUUUCUAUGCCGACCACGACCCGACGGUGGCCAUCACCAGGUUUGACCUCGAGCAGACGCACAAGGAGUUCAUGUUCGCAGCCGUCGUGCCCAGUUGCCUGUUUGUCGUUUCCUGCACCAUCCUGGUCACCUGCCAGAAGAGCGUCGUGGUCGGCGACGAUGCCAAGAUGCGCUUCAAGGGAUGUGGAAAGGCGAAAAAGUCCAAGUCGGGCCUUAGUGCUGACCAGGCACCAGACCUACCGCAAGACCCUGAGGCCGCAGGAGUGGGAGCAGCUGAGAAGAACGAAACCGAAGAAGAGGAGGAAGGAGCGGUUGGCGGGGCGGCCAUAGCACUCUGAGAUCCGUCCCGCAUUCCUCUCCUGUCAGCAGAGUCGCCGACGAAUUACGACCCACCUCCGUCACUGCUGGCGCUGACCCACCUGGACGGCCAGCAGCCACGCCGCUGCUGAGAGACGGGUCAAAAAAUUUAUUAAAAAAAAUUAAAAACAUCCUACGGCGACUUCACUGAGAGAACACAAGUGCGCCCAACUAGCUGCACUCUACUAUUCAUUCACAAGGGAGGGGAACUGCGUUACAUAUAAAAAAAAACUCACACACACACACACAUUACUUUGAUCUCAACGAAAACAAGUUAAACCGGCGCACCAGCACUCAGCACGCCCUUAGAGUACUACUAACAAGAAGAAGGAACAGUUGCAUUAUAAAAAAGUUUUUGAACUAUUUAGAAAAAAAAAUUUAGGCCAGUUCGAGGCCCUUGGCAAUAGACUCACACUUAUAUUCCGAUUCAGCUUUGAUUAGUGCGAGAGGUGAUAUAGCAGUGCUUUCAGCAAUAAUGCUUAGCCAAGUGUAGCGAGCACUGCUGUUCGGU